AGCGUUAGUACCGGACCGUCCGUGUCAGGACGACAGUCUUCAGUUUGUUCCGCGGUCGCUUUUCUUUCACCUUCUUUAAAUAUAUAUAUAUGUGUUUAAAAAACGUUUCCAGACUUUUCUGUGUGCACUCGUUUUUCCCACCGUGUGAACAGUUUCCCGGACUCUUCUCACACGAGAGAAAAACUUUGUUUUAUGUUAAAUUUAAACUUUUUUUCCCCCACGUGCGAUCGCAGUGAGAGGAGAAAACACCUGCUGGAGCUUCCUGGCAUUUUCCUGCUCCAGUGUUUAUAUUUAUUAUGAAAUAAUAUUAUUAAUUAAAAAAAAAAGCUGAGGAAUAAGAGCAGCAGAGUUUCUGUUUUCCGGGAUAGAAUGGAGUUCAUUCUGAUUCUGCUUCUACUUUGUGUGUCCAGUGUCCAGAGUGACUUCACUGAACCUCUUCAGCCUCACAUCACGCUCCGGGCGCUGGCAGAGUCUCAGACCAGACUUCCCUGUCGAUACAAGCCGAGCGAGGGGGAGAAGGUGGUGCAGGUCACAUGGUACAAGGUGCUGGCAGACGGCGCCAAGGACCAGAUCAUCACGGCCCACUUCACAGCCGGCCUCCAAGCGUUUGAUCCUUACUCCGGCCGUGUGAGGUUCGAGAGCAGCAACCCCACAGAAAACUCGGCUCUUCUCAUCCCCACCACGGAGGAGUCGGACGAGGGCAGCUACGCCUGCCACAUCUCCGCCUUCCCCAACGGGAACUUUGAGAGAUCCAUCAGCCUCACUGUCUGGAGUCUUCCCAUCUCCUCCUUGGACGCUGUCGUCCUAGUGGAGGGUCAGUCCUUCCGCGUGGCGGCCUCCUGUCGGGCGGUGGGUCGUCCUCUGCCCCGUCUCUCCUGGGACACAGAUCUGCCCGGGCAGUCCCAGAACCGCACCAGCGAGGGCGGGGCCGUGUCCACACACUACUCCUUGCACCCGUUGCGAGGCAUGAAUGGGAAGAAGCUGGACUGUUUGGUUUGGCACCCGGGUCUGGAAGGGCCACGCAGGAUCUCCAACCGACUGGUGGUUCACUAUCCUCCCGACGCCUCCAUCUCUUCUUCUACAUCCGCCUGGUACGAGGGUUUGGAGAACGGCGAGCUGACGUGCGACAGCGGAGGAUUCCCGCAGCCUCAGAACGUCACCUGGACCUGGGAGGGCGGGGCUCUACCGGACGGAGUGACCGUGGUUGGAGGAAAGCUGCUAUUUGGGCGGAGCCUCCGCAUGAAUGACACAGGGAUCUACCAGUGUGUGGUCAAGAACAGUGUGGGCGUGGGGAAGACGGAGUACACGCUGGCAGUCACAGCAAAAUCCAAACGAAUUCUCAGCUUUGCUGACGACAACCUGCUGCUGAUCAUCAUCGGUGCCUCAGCUGCAGCUCUGAUCACGGUUCUGGUCGUCGCCGUCCUGCUGGUCAACCGCCACCAUCGCCACAGGAACAAAAAGCUGGAGAGAGCACUCAGUGAAAAAACGGAAGAAAUUAAUACCCUCUCCAGACAUGCCUCCUUCAGGAGGCUGAACUCAGUUAGCACAGACCCAAGAGUGCAGUCUGAUGAUUACUCCUCACUGAGAGUUGACAGCAGAAUGAAAAGCAGCCAAAUGUCACUGCUGCAGGAGAGACCCAUCUACAAAGGCAGCCAGUCCACACUGGUGGACAAGUGGGGUCUUCCAGGGGGAGUGGACGUGGACGAACUGGGACGUCCUGUCAUCUGGCAGGACGGCAUGGAGAGCCUGAGAAAGACGGAGCUGGACGGGGAAAAAGAAGAGCGCAGGAGGAGGGUGGAGUCGUACCUGAAGAGCAACAGCAACAUGUCACUGGACUCUGGUCUUCCUUCAUCCCUGGUUCCCCUGAAGGUUCAGCUGGAGGACGGUAUGGGACCCAGAGAACCGGACCAGGUCCACCUCAAGGUGGGGGACUCUCCACAGGAGGAGCACGAGGACGAGGACAGUGGUGGCGGCAGCAGCAGCUCCUACCAGAUCUCUGAGGCUCUCACAAACCACUUCUACUACAGUAAUGGAGUCCUCAGACCCCGACCGCACUCGAACGCCAUUCUACUGCACCCACGAUCACAGAUGAUCUAGACCCGACUCCCGGCCCCCUCCGUGUGUGUUCCUGCAGUGAUGACGAUGACUCACUGACAUCAGCAGAGGGUCGGGUUCUUCGGGCAUCUCCCACAAGGCUUUGCUGCAGGGAAAAAACUGUAAUAUAAGGUUGAACUGGAUUUUUUUUUGUCUUUAAUAUUUGUGUCAGAAUUAGAACUGAGGGACAGGAAGUGACAGGGAUGUCCGUGGGAUGUAAAGACUCUUCUGGACCUGAUGACAUCUCAGUGUUUUCUGUUACUCUCCAUUGAGCCACUCACAUUUAUUCACUCAUUUAUUUGCAACAUUUUUUCUAUAAACCUAUGCUCGCAUGCAACCAGUGCAGACACUAGGGGCAACAGAGACUCCACCGUGACAUGUCAACCUGUCCAGGAGACUACAGGAAUGUGGAAUGGAACCUUCAACCCACUUGGACCUGCUUCAGCCUGGGCACCGGGUUCAUGAGUCAAAGUUAAAACAUUUUGUUCAACUUCUUCUUGACUUGGUCACUAAAGUGAUUAAUACAGUUUUACAGAAGAUCCUCCUCCUCCAGGAACACAGCAACUUUGUCAAGGUUGGGAUAGGACCACGAGUGGGAUUGGACCAACAUCUUUUGCUUCAGACAAGUCUCUGGAGAAAUGUAACACUGCAGUACCAAGAAUAUACUUCCAAGGCAGGAGGAGAAAUGGAGGUGUUUAUCAGGGCGUCGGUCAGCGUUUACUGAGAAAACCUGUUUACGGUGUAAAAGUCCACGCCGGCCCAGGAGGAUAAGGAGCGUUUCUGUCUUCAACUGUCAGAACCAUGAACUCUUCAGCUGAGAUGGAGCUGUGUAUAUGUUUGUGUAUAUGGUCGUGUAUAUAGUUUAUACGUAAAGACAGAAGUACCCGGGCUGUUAUUGCUCAUUUAAGCAUCUGUUAAAAAUUUAGAGAAAAUGAAAAACUUUUGAAGCUUUAAAUUCUAUUAACUUCUAACAGGAACAGCACAGAAGCAGAAGUCAAAGAAACACGUGGAGCCUUAAUAGAAGCACAAAAAAUGGUAUCUGGGAAUUUGCAAAAUGUUUUUGUGAGAACUUGACGGGUGGAUAUUAAUAGAAUUAAAAAAGAAAUCACAAAAUCAAUG
Cynoglossus semilaevis (tongue sole) is the source of this 3213-nucleotide messenger RNA. RefSeq names its product nectin cell adhesion molecule 4b (gene nectin4b). Bases 370 to 2097 code for a protein of 575 amino acids. Gene Ontology annotation, biological process: heterophilic cell-cell adhesion; homophilic cell-cell adhesion. Gene Ontology annotation, cellular component: adherens junction. The transcript has 11 exons. Lineage: Eukaryota; Metazoa; Chordata; Actinopteri; Pleuronectiformes; Cynoglossidae. The record is from RefSeq and is a predicted model, not a curated record.